CCUGAAGGUUACACAAUGUGGCGUGAAGUCUGCUACAAGGCCUUCAACAAAAUGAAGACCUACAGCGAAGCGGCGGCAGCCUGUCGUGCAGACAGCGGCACCCUCGCCAUGCCCCGAGACGCUGAGACCGACGCCUUCCUCAUCUCCCUGUACAAGUCCGUGAGCGAUCACUGGAACUUCUGGAUCGGCCUGCACGAUCAGCGCGAAGAGGGAAGGUUUGAGUGGGUGGACGGGUCUCCACUUGGGUCGUACAGCUCCUGGGGUCCGGAAGAACCGAACAACUUUUUCGGAAUGCAAGAUUGCGUCUGUUACUCCUCAAUGCCACACGAAAAAGACAAGUGGGACGACCAACAAUGCUUCAUGCUGUAUUACUUCAUAUGCCAGGCUGCACCAGCAUCGUGUCCAAAAGGUUACACAAUGUGGCGAGGAAUCUGCUACAAGGCCUUUAACAAAAUGAAGGCCUUCAACGAAGCGGCGGCAGCCUGUCGUGCAGACGGCGGCACCCUCGCCAUGCCCCGAGACGCUGAGACCGACGCCUUCCUCAUCUCCCUGUACAAGUUCGUGAGCGAACACUCGAACUUCUGGAUCGGCCUGCACGAUCGGCGCAAAUGGACAAGGUUUGAGUGGGUGGACGGUUCUGCACUUGGGCCGUACAGCUCCUGGGCUCCGGGACAACCGCGCCCCGGUUGGGGCGCCGCCAGGGAAGCUUGCGUCUCUUACUCCUCAAGGCCAUCCCAGAAAGACAAGUGGGGCAACGAAAACUGCCACAUGCGGUAUCACUUUAUAUGCCAGGCUGCACCAGGUACUUACUGUAUCCGCUCUAUUUCAUGA
Branchiostoma belcheri (Belcher's lancelet) is the source of this 831-nucleotide messenger RNA. Its product is annotated as C-type lectin-like. Bases 16 to 831 code for a protein of 271 amino acids. The transcript is spliced from 2 exons. NCBI's taxonomy places the organism in Eukaryota, Metazoa, Chordata, Leptocardii, Amphioxiformes, Branchiostomatidae. The record is from RefSeq and is a predicted model, not a curated record.